Varanus komodoensis (Komodo dragon) is the source of this 2196-nucleotide messenger RNA. RefSeq names its product C1q and TNF related 5 (gene C1QTNF5). NCBI's taxonomy places the organism in Eukaryota, Metazoa, Chordata, Lepidosauria, Squamata, Varanidae. The coding region runs from base 77 to 820 and encodes 247 amino acids. The transcript has 3 exons. The record is from RefSeq and is a predicted model, not a curated record. Gene Ontology annotation, molecular function: protein binding.
GCUGGCGCGCUUCAGGACGCGCGCUUCCCCGGCCCGGGCAGAUCGAGGCUGCCCCGUGCGCCAAGCGACAGGCCCCAUGGACAUGGAGCAUGCUGUCCAACUCUUCCUGUUCCUCCUGACCGUGGCCAAGCACUCUGCUCAGAUUGAGGACAACAAGAUCCCCAGCCUCUGUGCUGGGCAGCCAGGAAUCCCAGGGACCCCCGGGAUCCAUGGAAGCCAAGGCCUGCCAGGCAGGGACGGCCGGGAUGGCCGGGACGGAGCUGCUGGGAUGCAGGGCGAAAAGGGCGAAACUGGACAACCAGGACCAGCAGGACCAAGAGGGGAAAGAGGCAGCCCCGGGACCAAUGGCUUUCCAGGGGAGAAGGGGGCGCAGGGGGAGUGCGCGGUAGCCCCACGCUCGGCCUUCAGCGCCAAGCGCUCCGAGUCGCGCAGCCCGCCCCCAGCGGACCAGCCCAUCGUCUUCGACGUCGUCUUGAUCAACGAGCAAGGCCAUUACGAUGGGAACACGGGCAAGUUCCUUUGCGAGGUCCCGGGGCUGUACUACUUCGCCGUCCACGCCACCGUGUACCGCAUGAGCCUCCAGUUCGACAUCAUGAAAAACGGCAAGUCGAUGGCCUCCUUCUUUCAGUUCUACGGCAACUGGGCCAAGCCCACCUCACUGUCCGGGGGCGCCCUGGUGCGGCUGGAGCCGGAGGACGAGGUCUGGGUGCAAGUCGGCGUGGGGGACUACACCGGCUUCUACUCGAGUGUAAAGACAGACAGCACCUUCACCGGGUUCCUGGUGUAUUCCUACUGGCAGAAUUCUCCUGUCUUUGCAUGAGCGAUGGGGAACCCGCUUCCCCACCACGCAGCUAGCAAAGAACUCCCGGGUCCUCGCUCUGUCAUCACUGGAGAAAACGUGCUUUCUUAACCCAAAGGGCAGGAGGCUCCUUUAGCUGAUGCCCAUGCCAGGGCCCCCGGCCCCUUCCACUGUCUCCAGCCAGCCCCGACCCAAGGUGGCGAGGAGAGGCAAGGUGAUGGGGAAGCCAGCCCAGGACACGCGCGUGUUGCUGUCUCACCCGGACAAACAGAGAAUAGCGCCCUUUCCAGCUGACCUUGGAAGCAGGCGGAGUAGAAAGAGCUAGGCUGCUUCUCCACCUCUUCCACUCCCAGCUGAAGGCCAGGGAAGCCCAAACUGCACAGAGGACAGAGUACUGAGCUCAGCGAGCCGAACCUGCCUCAUGGGGUAGUUCUGGGCAAAACAAAAGAACGGAAAAACAUUUUGCACGUGAAAGGUGUCACCAUGUUUUCCUGGCCUCGAUGGGAGUUGUAGGAGAGGGUGCCUUCAAGCGUGAUCCUUUCCAUCAGGGAACACGGGCACAGAAGCCUCGCCGUGGCUCCCACAGCCAUGGACAGUGGAGCUCCCUGCAGCCCUUGCCGUGUCCCAAUCAUGCAGAGUUUAUUCUAAGUGCUGUUUUCAGCCACGUAAGAAUCUGGGGCACCACCCCAUCCCCAUUGUGUGAGCACCUCCCAGAUUUUUUUUCUGUGCAAUGCAACAUAAAGAUUAUAUGCCAUGUUGCCAGCUGCAUAAAAAUUUCAAUUUCUGAUGCACUUUUUUUAAACAACUGCAAAAAAAAUGUGCCCCUUAGAAUAAACCCCGUGAUAAUGUCACAGCCACCACAACUCAUGCUGUCUUCCAGCCUGAUAUUUCUUGCCAGCCAAAAAGAAUGGGGGACUGGUUCUCCCUCCUUUUUCGCUUGCUUGCUUCCUUGCUCCCUUUGGAAUGAACGUACGAAUCCCUGCCACAAAGAUGUACUGACAGAUGCCCUCUCCUGGCCUGCAGCUCUGGGUAGGAUAAAAUUUGCAGUUCUCUAGGCACAGCUGACUGGACAACGGAGCAGGCUGACUCUGCUUGCUGCCCGUCUUGGAGAAUAUAAUUGCCCACAAAUACACAGUCACGGCCAAGGCUGUUGGAGCCAUUUAGGCGCAGAAUGCUAGCUGAUGGGGAUGCAUGAUUUAACCACUAGGGGGCUCCCUGAGUCCAGAGUUAAACGUUUGCUGGUCAGACCUUAACCCACAAGUGGAUUUUGUGUGCAUCCCUUUUUUCCUAGGUAGCAACUCGUGUUUGGUUGUGCUUUCUCUGUGCAAUGGUUUUUCACGUAUUCUUUGUCCAUUACUUACUCCCUUGUCUAAACAUAUCCUAAACAUAAUGAAAAA